Messenger RNA from Moneuplotes crassus, 916 nucleotides. The record is from the annotation of a GenBank genome assembly. Lineage: Eukaryota; Ciliophora; Spirotrichea; Euplotida; Euplotidae.
AUGGACAGGUGCUUUGAUAUAGAAAACCAUAGCUCUACUAUUACGGUGGAUACAGAAGUAGGAUCAGGAGGAUCCUUUAAUAUUAAUGGACAUAAUAACACAAUGAAGCUACAAGGAGCAGACUGACAUAAGAUUGUUAUAAUGGGCCAUAACAAUGUCGUCAGAGGAACAGAAAACUUUGAAAAGGUUCAUAAGUUGGUUGUCAUUGGGCACAACAACACUGUUAGAAAUUGCCAUAUCAAUAGAAUGGAGAUCUUAGGGCACAAUAAUACUUUCAAGCAUCUUCACCUUAAUAAGCAACCAGCGAAUAAUGGAUUUAAUAACAAAUUUUCUAAUGUUGGACUACUGGAUGAUGUUCCAGAGGAUGAUAGUACUGGGGAUCCUUCAGGUUAUUAUCAAUCAGCUAGUGAUACCAGUGAUUCUUCAAGUUCUCAAAGCGAUGAAGAUGGAUAUACAACUCAUAAUUUCGAGUUUAGCACCAACAUUAAUGCUAAUGUCCAGGAUCUCUUAAACAAUUUCGCUCCUCAAAACUUCCAGUCUUUCCAAUUCGAUUGUAGUGACGAAUCAUCUGACGAAGAGGAGGAGGAAGAGUAUGAACCCCAUCCAGAUAUCUAUCAUGAAGAUGAUUAUGAAGAAGAAGAAAAAGAUGAAGAAGCUCAUAUUUCAAAAGAAGAAAGACUAAAUAUUAUAAACUCUAUCAAUUCAUUCUCCUAUCGCACCAAAGACAAAUCUCAGAGUUGAGCUAUCUGCCUGUGAGGACUUGAGGAGGGUCAGCAGGUCAAAGCCUUGCCAUGUAACCACAUGUUCCAUCCAACAUGAAUCAAUAAAUGGUUGAUGAACAAAUUGAACUGCCCUUGCUGCAAACUCAAAAUCGAUCUAUCAUAAUUCUUAUAAAAAUUCUAUUUUUAGUAUCAAA